This is a messenger RNA of Penicillium digitatum Pd1, 378 nucleotides long. The record is from RefSeq and is a predicted model, not a curated record. NCBI's taxonomy places the organism in Eukaryota, Fungi, Ascomycota, Eurotiomycetes, Eurotiales, Aspergillaceae.
AUGUAUGAACCCAUCUAUGGAUUUUAUCAACCAGGAUUAGCCCCAGAGCCCUUGACGUUGGAAAACUUUGAAAGUUUUGACGUUGCAACUGUCUCAACCAAUCUGCCUGGGUGCCUUUGGAGACCCUGUCUCUGUUUCGGGCACGUGCCAUCUACCGAGUCUAUUCCCCCCAUGGUUGACAUCUCAGGAUGUUUUUCCCGUGUGACAAUUCUUCGCUGCAGGUCAAUGGAGCCCGUGGCCAAUGUCAUGUCUUUGAUUGCUGGUUACAUUCGGGUAUUCGAUCUUUGGACAGGGGGCGAAAAGCUAGCUCGGUCUCCUAGCGGUAGAGAGAGCUAUUACCACAUCCCGGAGUCGGGAUUGCUGACUUGGGAGCAUUAA